AACACAUUUAUUUAUCUACGUAUUUAUUUCAGAUCAUAUAACUCAUGAAAACAAAAUUAAAAAUGUUUAGAAUCAAAAUGGCCUCACAAUUGUGUUGCAUGACAACAUUAACAACUAUAAAGAUUGAAGUAAAUUUAUUUAUUGCCUGUAUGUUUUGCUAUUUUGUAGAGAUUAUAGUCCCAAGUCUGUAAUGUUAGAGUUUUAACUAUAAAUUUAAGCCUCUACCUGAGAUUUAGCAUUCAUUAUUAGGAUCACAGAGCAAAAUUUUAUGAAAUAAAUAUUAAAUGGCAUAUAUCGAUAUCGUCCUUCUAUGUACUCAUUUGUCACAUGAUACACAUUAAAAGUGAGUAACAUCAAAAGCUCAGAGAUCUUUUUUGUCUUACUUUUCACCAGUUAAUAAUUGGGGGCUGCCGAUAAGCGUCAUGAGAUAACAAUAGAGAGGUAAUGUAUACAGUAGCCCACAUAUUUUUGGGGGGAAAUUAGAACACAAACAGGGUCAGUAGAUUUGAAAUAAUACAGCGUGAAGUAAUGUGAAGACUGUGCACAACCAAGGCAGUUCCCUUCCGGUGAAAAUAAAAAGAGGGAAGGGGAUCUGCACAGACAGUGGUGGGAUGCACAGACCAGAACAGAUCAGAGAUCCAGCUGGACGCAGAGAGAGAGAGAGACAGACUGCAGAUCAUAAGAAAGAAAAGCAGCAGAUUAUCUCCCGGACGACAGCCCAACUUUUGGGAGAUUCAGCCAUUAAACCAAGAGAGAACAGAGUAACCUAUUAAUGGAUGACAUCUAAAAUCUACAUCGACUGACUGCAGCCCUAACUCCGUGUGUGUGUGUGAUGUGAUCGCUGACUGCACAAAAUCUGACGCUGGUGCGCACGAUGGAGGAACUUUUACGCGCACAGGAUGCUUGGGCUCAGAACGUUUCCUGGUACAACUCCAGUCAUAUAAACAGCACCAAUGUAGGGAACAACACGGUAAACCCUUUAAAGCGAAACGAAGAAGUAGCCAAAGUGGAAGUUACUGUCCUGGUUCUGGUGCUGCUACUCGCUCUGACCGGCAACCUGUGCGUCUUGUGGGCUAUCCACACCACCAAGCACAGCCAUUCUCGGAUGUAUUACUUCAUGAAGCACCUGAGCAUCGCAGAUCUUGUCGUGGCGGUGUUCCAGGUCCUGCCGCAGCUCAUCUGGGACAUAACGUUCCGCUUUUACGGACCCGAUUUCCUUUGCAGGCUGGUCAAAUACCUCCAGGUUGUUGGCAUGUUUGCGUCAACCUACAUGCUGGUCCUGAUGUCCAUCGAUAGAUGCUUAGCGAUCUGCCAGCCGCUUCGCUCGGUGCACAAGGGGAAAGAUCGCUUCUGUGUGAUCGCAUCUUGGAUCCUCAGUCUGAUUUUCAGUACCCCACAAGCCUACAUCUUUUCUCUCAGGGAGGUCGGGAAUGGCGUUUACGACUGCUGGGGGGACUUCGUGGAACCCUGGGGUGCCAAAGCCUACAUCACAUGGAUGAGUCUGAGCAUUUACAUUCUUCCAGUAGCGAUAUUAAGCAUCUGCUACGGCCUGAUAUGCUUUAAAAUAUGGCAGAAUAUCAACAUGAAAACCAGGAGGGAGCACUUUUUGGCUCUCACGCCGAGGCCAUCCAAGGGCGCACAUCCACUGUCACGCGUGAGCAGCGUCAGACUCAUUUCUAAAGCCAAGAUCCGCACCGUGAAAAUGACAUUUGUGGUGGUCAUUGCAUAUAUUGUGUGCUGGACUCCUUUUUUCUUUGUCCAGAUGUGGUCUGCAUGGGAUCCUGCUGCACCAAGAGAAGACAUGGCCUUCAUCAUCUCCAUGUUGCUUGCUAGCCUCAACAGCUGCUGUAAUCCCUGGAUCUACAUGUUCUUUGCUGGUCACCUGUUUCACGACCUGAUGCGGAGCUUCUUCUGCUGCUGCAGACACUAUCUGGCCGACUCGUCCUGCCGCUGCGACCAGCAGUGCAGGCACAAGAGCGGCUCCUCCACUUACGUCAUCAAGAACGGCGGCAGUAUGAGGAGUUUGACUCACACUUCCAGCACAGGGGGGCCCGCGCACUGAGCCGGCAGGGAGCCAUCUUAAGCUUCCCGUGGCUGACUUGAUCCAGCAAUCAUGCAAGGCCUUGGUUGAGGCAUUUAAUCAUCUACAGCAGAGCUGAGCUCGCCACGGCACAAUGCUUGUUGUCAGCCAUAUUAAAUUAAGCCAAACAGAGAACAUAAACCUCCUGUCCGGAAACAGCCCUGCACCCUGUGAUAACAGAAAGUAGAACAAAAUGCCAUUGUGUCCAAAAUGUGAACUAAAUGAGCUGCAAAGUGAAGUUCCAACCAGAGCACAUUUAAAUUUAGCAGGAUGUGUUCAAACGUUCGCUCACGGCCGCAGUCGGCUCUGACAGGACCAGAUGGGACGGACCAGACUUUAAUCAAAGAUGCCAAAAACUAACUUUUCCUGUUGUUGCUUUGACCAAACUGACUUGGUGUCUUUCAUUUCUAUCUUUGGUCUCAGAAUGAGUAGGAGGAAAAGAAUCAAUGUAUACUGUUGUUUACUGUGGCAUGUUCAAAGACAUAUAUAUAUCUGUGAGAUGACAAAAUAGGACAAAAUAUUAUAUACUGGAUGUUUAGUUAACGAGAUUUGUCUACUAUCUAAGGUCAAACAACUGUCAACAUUCUUUACACUUGUUUACAGUGUUUUUGAACUUCAGUUUUAUAGAUUAAGGGCAUAUUCACACCUGACACUUUCGGCCCACUUUAAACGGACCAGAAUAUGUUUCCCCCAUUGGUCUGAACCUUUUGUUCAAGUGUGAAUACACUCAAGUGAACUCUGGUGCGGACUAAACAAGCGGACCUACACCCACUGUUUGAGGUGGUCUCAAAACAAACUCUGGUGCAUUUCCCUUCUAAGUGUGAACACAGACCGGCCUCAAUAUGAGCCAACAACAGGACACACACAACAUUUUGGACUUCAUAAGCCACCAUUGCUGGGAAUUAUGGUAAAAAUGAGCCAUUCAGUGUUGCUACUACUACAUGUACUGGAAUCGUACCUGAUCGCCUGUUUGCUGCUGCCAGCAUGCUGUGGGCCAGGGCACACAGAGCAUCUAAUUCAGCUUGCAGCACACAUUACCAAAAUUUGGAGUACCAAAAUUUGGAGUAUCACGUUGUAAACACUUCAUUGUUUGAACUGCUCGUUACAUUUAAAAUGGUAUUGCAGUUCUAAUAACAGCACAAAUGUGCACAACAGAAAUGCAGCACGCAGGACUUCCAGAGUUUUUUUUUUUUUUUUUUUUUUCAGGUCUGUUCUCUGUUCCAACCCCUGUCAUUUCUGGCCACAUUGCUUUGUCUAUAAAGAAUAGUCCACUUGCAAAAAAGGGCAAUGAAAAAGCAAAUAAAAGAAAUAAAGUCCGCUGUUGGUCCCGACCAAACACGCAAACAAAAGACUAUCCUGGUGUGUAUACAACUUAAGACAUUUUACCGCUGAUGCUGAUCCACAUUGUUAAUAUUUUUUAUCCAGUUUUUCUCAGUUGCUUUUGCACAUUUCUCUUAAAACAGCUGAAAGCGAUCAAACUUCCCGUUUAAUUUCCAAGUUGCUAACUAUUUCUACUAUUUCUUCUUUGAUUUGUUGUUCUGCACAUAAGAAACUCAUGCAGUUUCUUAUGUGCAACAAAUCACUCUUACAUCUAUUGUUAAUGAUGAUCAAAUGCAUUUCUCUUCAGACCAGCUUGUCAUUUCAUCUUACUUGACUGAUUGCAUUUAAGAGUAUUGAAAUACUUAUAAAAACCAUGAAGCAUAGUUCAAACAUUUCUUCUGAAAUUCUCUCGAUGAAUGUGUUCAGAAUAUAUAGAGUUUCUACCACUUUGAAUCGCUCUCAGGUUAAACCUGAUUAGAGGAAUGUGUGGAACUGGCUCAUUUAUAUUCUAGCUAACAGAACCACAUUAACUCACUCAAUCAAUCACAAGCUGUUUUAUAAAGAUCUGUUGCGUGCACAUUAACAUUUUUCUCACUAAUUUCAGAUUAGAGUAAAAUUAUUUCUACUCACUGAUAGUUUUGGAAAGAGAUGACAAUUUCAUUAAAUACUAGUUUGCAUUCGUUCAUGCACAAACCUUUUUGGUUUUUGUCCUGUUUUUUUUUUGUUUGAUAUCCUUUUACCUGCUGCUUACUUGCAGCUACUUGAAAGUUUGGCCCGUUCCUAACUGAGUCAGAUUUGGAGGCUGCUUUGCUCUCACACACAUUUUCAGCCCUGUCCACAAAUUUUCUGAGGGACUGAAAUCGGAGCUUUGCGAUGACCUUUCCUGCUUUUGUUGUCUGAAAAGCUCUCUAACUAAUGUGGUGGUAUGCUCGGGGUCAUUGACUCAGGCCUUAAUUUCCCACCUGUUGUCUAGUGAUGUUGCUUCAUUAUUUUUCACAGAAAGUUCCUUCCUCCUGAGGCAAUCUGUUGUCAGAUGUUUACUUCUUGCAGCAAGACCCCCAACAACACAGUUCUGUCAUUUCUGUACUUCACAGUUUGGAUGUUUCUCUUAGGGUUGCAAAAUUGAUCCUUUUUUUCCUGCAGAUGUGACAAUGGAAAUUAUGACCCAACUAUUUAGUUUCAAUUUCCUCAGAUGUGGCUUCAAAAAGUAAUUUUUAUGUUGGCUUUGUAGUAAUGGCUUCUUUCUGAUAGAGCCGCCUGUCAGCUCAUGUCAGCACAGGACUUGUUUUGCUGUCGAUAAUGACCCCCCUCUCACCAGAUUCGGCCUGCAUCUUCACAUUGUCAUUUUCUUUUGUUCAGAGAUUGUUUCACACAUUUUGCAACGAAACAGAUGUUGUCUCUGGGGCUCUGAACAGCGCCAAUGACCAGCUGGACAAUCCCAAGCUGUUUUUACUUGUCUGCAGUCGGCACCUUCAGGCACCCAAAACUGAACCAGGCUUUCAGAGAGCCACAGGUUUCAACCUGAUAUUUUGCAUUAUUUCUUUUAAGUUCACUUUCACACAAGAAAGCGGUGUGUUUGAGUCAUCGCCUCAAAACACAUCCACAGGUUUUUAUUGUUUUGCGGAACUCCUGAUAGGUUAAUUAGUCAUCAGGACUUUUGUAAAUUAUUUAAAGGUAGUCUAAUAUAAAGAUCUGAAUUUAAAGAAUGUAACAAAGAAAAUCCUAAAAAAAAUAUAUCAAUUUUAUUAGUCUUUCUUUUAGUAAAUAGAAAUAAUGACUAAUACAUUAAUGAUUAUGGUUUGUAGAUUUCCAUCUACCCUAAAACAGAAAUUAUUUAAGAUCAGGCAAAAAAAAAACCUGUUUUCUUUUCUGUCACUGUGUAUGUAAUUAUCUGUUUUCAAUUGUAAAUUAACGUAUAAAAGCAUAAGUCACUUUGAUGGUUUUCCAACUCUAAAUCUGAAACUCUUACACUGAUAAAACUUUUUCCAGUUUCGUGUCCUGUAGCCUUGAUGCAUGGCAUUGGUUUUCACAGAUCUGUUGACUGGUGUAAACAUUUAUUUUUCAGAAAGUUCCUCAUUUGUGCUGUUUUCUCUAAACGUUCUGAGAUACUCACUAUUUUUACAGAUCUUCAGAAUGAUGUGUGAAAUGUGCCAAAGCAACUCAGAAAACACGUAAUAGGAAUAUUCUCUCCUGAGGUUUGACUGAUGUCCAAUAAAAAAACGUAACAGUAAAAAAAACGAAAUGUAAUGUCUGUGCAUGGGUAUCUGCAGUCGGUGCCAUCUCAAAGCUCUGUAGAAAACCAUCCUGCCAAUUUGUUUGGGAGCCCUGUGUGUGAAAAUAAAUCAUCCAGUUAAUGAUUCGGGUUAAAUGGGAUUAGACACAUCAAAGGCUAACCUCAGGAAUUUUGUCUAACCGUCCUGCAUUUAUCCAGACUCGACUUCAAGUCAGAACAUUACUAUACCUCAGAAAUGAAUUGCUGAACCCAUAGUUAUUCAUACUGCUGGCAGAAAUUAAAGAGGUACCCAUAAAAAUGUUUUAAAGCAACAUACCCAGAAAUAUUUUAAAUCAUCUUAGCAGCUGUAGUUCGAUCAACAAAUGAAACCAUUCCUAAAAGAUUCCAGGGCUUCUAGUGUUCAAACUGCAGAAAAAAACUUUUUUUUUUACCAUAGGUGCUGUGUGGUCCCUCUCAUACAGAAAUUGCUUGCUUUGGUGGUUAUGAGCUGUAUGUCAGUGACCAAAUUUUCCUUAAAAUAGCGAGACAAGCCCGUAUGUCCAGACCCUGUUGAAAUAACUGCGCUUUCACUCCCGUUUCAAGCCAGAAUUACUGCCGUGAAAUGGUUCUGACUACAAUUUGUGACAAAAGUGUACUUGGAUUGUAGCUCAGUGCUGAAGGAAUUAUCCCAAAUUAUGGACAACAUUGGAAGAGAGACGUAGAGUGGCUCGAUCCAGCCCCUAAAAGCAAUUACGAAUUCUGUUUCUCCACUUAUGUGUUAUUUUCAUCAGCACCAGUCACAUACAUUAAAUCGGGGGUCAGCAACUCCGGUCCUUGAGUGCCACAAUCCUGCAACUUUUGGAUGCAUCUCUGCUCUAACACAUCGGGGCAGGAUUGCUGAUAAAAGUUGCAGAUGUUUGUUGAUUCUUAUUCAACAUUUCCACCAGAAAAUUGUGUCAUCUUUUUAAAAAAGUGCACAAUUUGCCUACUUUAAAUCUUAAUUUGUAACUUACGAGAGCAAAAGAAUGCACUGUGGAUUUGUUUAUCUCUGUCUUGUCUGACUCCAUUUUUGUUUCCUUUUCUUUUUUUCACUCUACAUGCAUCUUUUAAGAAUCCUCAAACACACCUAAUAAACAUGAUUCUUUGUAUGCGCAAUAUUGUGUGCGGUGGGUUUCAGUGCAGAUGCAAGAAGAACAAAAACAUUUUGGUGAUUUCCCAACUGAAAGAUAUUUAACAUUGGAUUUGAUCUUGAUCUUUCAACCUAAUGAAAUAAAUUUUAACUUGCUU
Molecule: messenger RNA, 6899 nt
Organism: Poecilia reticulata (guppy)
Lineage: Eukaryota; Metazoa; Chordata; Actinopteri; Cyprinodontiformes; Poeciliidae
Product: isotocin receptor-like
Biological process (GO): female pregnancy; positive regulation of vasoconstriction; cellular response to hormone stimulus
Cellular component (GO): plasma membrane
Molecular function (GO): peptide binding; oxytocin receptor activity; vasopressin receptor activity
Source: RefSeq, a predicted model, not a curated record